Messenger RNA from Cyanidioschyzon merolae strain 10D, 852 nucleotides. RefSeq lists its product as hypothetical. The record is from RefSeq and is a predicted model, not a curated record. NCBI's taxonomy places the organism in Eukaryota, Rhodophyta, Bangiophyceae, Cyanidiales, Cyanidiaceae. The transcript has a single exon. Gene Ontology annotation, molecular function: carbohydrate binding. The coding region runs from base 1 to 852 and encodes 283 amino acids.
AUGACUGAUGUAUCCGUACGAUUUGAGCUGAGCGGCCUGGAGCCUCUGUUCGGUGUGGAGCCCUGCAUCUGUGGCUCCACCCCGGAACUCGGCGAGUACGACCCACUUUUCGCAACAUCCAUGACUUACGACGAGUCCAGAAACGUGUUCGUCGCUUGGGUCUGCUUUCUUGAAGAGGACUAUCCGGUCCGGUAUCGGUACUUUUUACGAAAGCAAGUCUGGCAGCGAGCGAACGUUUGGCAGGUUCAAUGGGAAGGCGAUCUCGAGCCGCCAUACCAACAACAUGACGAUGAGGGCAACCUUGUCGAGGAUGCAAACGGAGGGGCUGCGUCCGCGGGGGCGCAGUCGCCAGAGCGCAGCGGUUGGGCGCGUCGAAUCCUUCCUGUGCCUGUUAGUCCUGUGACAACAAAGGCCGCUGUGUCUCCUCUACCGGAGCGCUGGAAACAACAACUCGAAGAAGGCGCACGCGUCUUAACGCUGCCUCAGGCUAAGAAACCCUUUGUCCAGCGCGACGAGUGGAAACCCGCUAUGAAUGAUACGUGGAUAGAACUGCCACGCGGGGUUGCGCUUCCAAAGCGACUGCGAGCACGAAUAAGUGAACGCGAGCGCAUUCGUCGUAAAAGAGCGAACGGCUUGAGUUCCGAGGCGCUACUUGCUGCGGGCCAACGAGAGGCUGAACAGCAUCGCAUUCGACAGUUGCGUCUCGCCGGGAACGAAGACGAGGCGCAGCUCGCUGAUGUUCUAGAGGCUCGUCAGCGGGAACUAGAACUUGAGAAAAAAGGAACCUCUCAGGCGAACGUCGCCUCUAAGCGGAAACGAAAGACGGCGGCGCAUUCGUGUCGUACGCAGUAG